AUGGCAGCACAUCGGACUGGCGAUGUCAACGCGGCAAAUGGCUACAAGAAUCAACCUAGUGGAUAUCAAUUGAAAGAACUGAAUGAUUCGCAAAAGCAAUACAUACGUUCUUCCAUCCCUAUCCUGGAAUCAUCUGGAGUAGAAUUAACGAAAUUGUUUUAUCAAAAAAUGCUGAAGAACUAUCCCGAAGUGCGUCCAUACUUUAACAAAGUACAUCAGAAAUCUUUGUCUCAACCACGGAUUCUAGCAUUCGCCCUAUUAAACUAUGCUCGAAAUAUUGAUAAUCUUACUCUACUUUCAGAAUUGGUUGAUCAAAUCGUUACCAAACACGUUGGUUUACAAAUUAAAGCUGAACAUUAUCCCAUAGUUGGACAUUGUUUAUUAGCUACAAUGCAGGAAGUGCUCGGAAGGGACAUCGCUUGUCCUGGAUUUUUAGAAGCUUGGACUAUUGCUUAUGGAAACUUGGCAAAGAUUUUAAUUGACAAGGAAAAGAGCGUUUAUGAGAACCAACCAUGGAACGGUUUUGCUGAAUUUGAGGUGGUAAAGCUUAUAGACGAGUCUUUCGAUGUAAAAUCUGUCUAUUUUGCACCAAAGAACAAAGAGUUUAAAAUUGCCCCCGCUUAUCCAGGUCAAUACAUUACUAUCGCAUGGAAGAUACCAGGGUUGCCUCACGAAACACUCCGGGAAUAUUCUUUAUCCAAGUAUCCCGAUAUUCAAAAUAAUAUGUACCGCAUUUCUGUGCGUCGCAUUAAAGAUGGGGUUGUUUGUAAUUAUGUCCAUGAGCAUUUAAAGAAAGGCGAUGUUGUUGGGGUUAGUCCACCAGUCGGUAAAUUUACAUAUAGAAAGUUUGAAGGAAAUCAAAGUCUUCCGGUACUUUGUUUCGCCGGUGGUAUAGGUAUAACUCCAAUCAUAUCUAUCGUUGAAAGCGCUUUGUUGGAUGGGAGGAAAGUUGUUUUCUGUUACUCUAACAGAAACUAUGUGUCUCGCCCUUUUAAAAAUUGGCUUUUACAAAUCAAGGAUCAGUAUAAAGAUCAAAUUAAACUGAAAGAGUUCUUUUCACAGGAGGCGUAUGUGCACAAUGAGGAAGUUAUUGACGAGUUAAUGACACGCGUUUUACAUCGUGCAGAUAUAAAGGAAUUGAUCUCUGCUGACUGCGACAUAUAUUUGCUUGGACCCAAUAACUACAUGCGAUUUGUUAAAGAAGAACUUUUAAAACUUGGGGUGCAACCAAAUAAAAUAGCAACCGAGUUUUUCGGGCCAUACUCUCCUUAG
Messenger RNA from Schizosaccharomyces osmophilus, 1272 nucleotides. RefSeq names its product nitric oxide dioxygenase Yhb1 (gene yhb1). Gene Ontology annotation, biological process: nitric oxide catabolic process; cellular response to nitrosative stress. Gene Ontology annotation, molecular function: oxygen binding; FAD binding; heme binding. Lineage: Eukaryota; Fungi; Ascomycota; Schizosaccharomycetes; Schizosaccharomycetales; Schizosaccharomycetaceae. Gene Ontology annotation, cellular component: intracellular anatomical structure. The record is from RefSeq and is a predicted model, not a curated record. The coding region runs from base 1 to 1272 and encodes 423 amino acids. The transcript has a single exon.